CAGCUCUCAGGUAGAUGUACGGUAGGUACGUAUUUUUCUCGAGGGCUAACUAGAGAAUUUCAGCGAUGAGUGUCUGCGAAUCUGUGAGCGAACUCUUUUCAGAGUCAGUUGAUAACGACAAUAUUUUUACACUCGGAGUCACUGUGGAUACAGGUUUCGAAUGGGAAGCGAUCGACGAAUGCAGGGAGAUAUUCAACAAAGAUGUUCGGGUGGUCAAACAACGGGGAAGAUUUUAUUUUAAUAUUGAUCGGGACCAGUUUCCAAAAGUUCAACAAAUGAGAUCGAUAGACCAUGUAUUCAUAGUAGCUGAUGAUGGAAGCUUAUCACUUACCAAUGACAAAGAAGCAGACUUACGGUAUAUAAGAAAUUUAGACAUGUUCUCAAACUCAGCUAAUAGAUGGAAGAAGACUCUCGAAGCAUGGAAAUGCAUAACAAAUUUCAAAGGAAAACUUUAUCCAACGAUCGAAGAAUACGUUGUGGCUAAAGAGCACGAUCUUGUAGCCAGAGCAAAGCUGUUGGAGAUGCGUAACAAAGAAAAAGAGGAAAAAGAUCCCCUCGAUUGGAACGUAUCGGAGAUGAAAGAAGAGAAAGGAAAAAAAAGGGGACAAGAUCCUUCAAAAUCUGACGAAAGUGAUGUACUUAAAUACAGAGUAACGUGUGAGAGAAAUGGCAAACAUGCGGUUGAAUCUAAGGAUGUCGCUACAGUUAUUGGAGAAGUGUUGCAGGAUAAAUUUCAUUGGAUAGUGGACUUAUCCAUGUAUCAUCUAGAAGUUGUCUGCAAAUUGAUAAAUGAUCAGCUAACAACGCAUUUUCGCGUAACACACAAAUCUAUGCAUAACAGAAACAUAAUAAAUUUUGGGCCAACUACUCUUAGAUCAACUAUAUGUUACAAUUUGCUAAAAUUAGCAAAUCCUAAGCCAGGAGAUAUAAUAGUAGAUCCUAUGUGUGGAGGAGGUUCUAUUCCUAUAGAGGCAACACUAGCUUAUCCACACUCGUACGUCUUAUGCGGCGAUAAUGAUUCUAGAGCUGUGGAUAGAACAAAGUCGAAUAUGGAUGCUUCAACAGUUGGAUAUAAAAUAGAUCUCGUACAAUGGACCGCUUCUAAAUUGCCAUUCAAAGAUUCUCUUGUCGAUAUUAUCGUUACUGAUAUGCCGUUUGGUAAAAGAAGUGGAAAUAAGUCAUACAAUAAGAUUUUUUAUAAGCAAUUUUUGCUAGAACUUGGUCGAACAGUAAAAUCAAACGGACGAAUAGUUCUACUCACAUAUGACAGAUAUAACUUUAAAGACGCUUUGAUGGCAGCUGGCGAUUUAUUCUGGGUGACUAAAAUAAUUGGUGUAAACAUAGGAGGCCUUCCAGCUGCAGUUUAUGUUCUAAACCGCACUCAAAUAUCUCGCGAUUGUUUCAAACCGCGGAUGGCCAAGCAAUAUAGUUAUCCGAAAGAUAAAUACGAUAAAGACUCAUCUCGAUCGACUGAAAAGUCUUUGACCAAUUAGAUGUUCUGUUUUCAUAAGUGUGAUAUAAAUUCAUAUUUUUGUACGAGGAAAUUAAUAAAGUUUAUUUACAUGUUUGGUAUGUAAU
Temnothorax curvispinosus is the source of this 1578-nucleotide messenger RNA. Its product is annotated as THUMP domain-containing protein 3-like. Gene Ontology annotation, biological process: tRNA methylation. Lineage: Eukaryota; Metazoa; Arthropoda; Insecta; Hymenoptera; Formicidae. The transcript is spliced from 7 exons. The coding region runs from base 66 to 1493 and encodes 475 amino acids. Gene Ontology annotation, molecular function: tRNA (guanine) methyltransferase activity; RNA binding. The record is from RefSeq and is a predicted model, not a curated record.